AUGGCCGGCGAAUCCACGUCUCGGGAGGCUCCUCCGUCGGGACCGGCGGCCAAGACGGGGGAAGAGAUGGACGCAGACACCUUCCCAGCGGGGCUACGUGUGCUCGCCGUCGAACACCACCGCGUCUGCUGCAAGCUCCUAGAGAGGCAGCUGAAGUAUUGCAACUACAACGCGACAAUGGUGACGAACGGCCAGACGGCGUUGGACAUGCUAAGGGAGAGGAAGGACGGGAACCAGUUCGACCUGGUGAUCAGCAACGUCGCCAUGCCCAAGCCCAACAUGGACGGCUUCAAGCUCCUCGAGCUCAUCGGCCUGGAGAUGGAUCUUCCAGUCAUCAGUAAAGCCCUUGCUCAAACUCAUUUUUCCAUUUUCAUGCAUGACAUUCUUCUGAUCGUGCAGACAAUAGCAAUCAUGAGAAUUUGUAGUACUACCAUUUUUGGAUGUUGUCCUGGAUAG
Miscanthus lutarioriparius is the source of this 456-nucleotide messenger RNA. The record is from the annotation of a GenBank genome assembly. NCBI's taxonomy places the organism in Eukaryota, Viridiplantae, Streptophyta, Magnoliopsida, Poales, Poaceae.